This is a messenger RNA of Botrytis fragariae, 1251 nucleotides long. RefSeq lists its product as uncharacterized. Bases 1 to 1251 code for a protein of 416 amino acids. The record is from RefSeq and is a predicted model, not a curated record. NCBI's taxonomy places the organism in Eukaryota, Fungi, Ascomycota, Leotiomycetes, Helotiales, Sclerotiniaceae. The transcript has a single exon.
AUGGAUAGUAUUAAACCCCAGCUCGUUCUCUUUCGACAAAAUCCAUUCCGAUCCUAUCGAUAUCUUGCCGUCUCGAAGCCAAAUCCAUCAGAUGCCUUAAAAAACUCCACGUUUCGCAUAGUUCCAAACGAUACUAUGCAAAUGAUUGCUAAAUAUCUCACUCCUGUAUCGGCUGGAUCCUUUUUCCUCACUUGUCGACAGAUUGGCUGGGUGAUUGGAACUCAAUAUAUCGAUGGCUUGAAGACUUCGAAAGACGACACAAUGGAAUUUCUGAAUCUUUUGGAACAUGAUCUUCAGGAUCAGAUCGUUUGUACUGUCUGCAGAAAGCUUCAUAGAAUACAAAAUGCUGAGAGAUAUGCCAAAAAGUCUUAUUGCUGGAAUGAAUAUUCAACUAACCCCGCGAUUUCUGGACUUCCAGCAUUUGAUACAAUACCAACUUGUUUGAAAGAAGAUGAACUACGCCAGGUGGAUUUGUAUACUCACAAGAAUUUUGGCGUCACUAUUUCCAAAAUGGCAAUGAAAAACUACCGACUUUUUGGUAACGAUGCUCAAACCCAGCGGCUCUUAAGACUUUUGUCGGCACCUGAGAACUACUCCGUUGAUAAGUUUUCUAAGAGUUUGACCACAGAGAAGAAAGGAGAGUGUCGUAUGAAGAAUGGUUCCCUAUUCACCCGAAAAUUCAUGAAUUACAAUUGGAAAUGCCAAAGUUUUGAAGCACCUAGUUAUAUACAUAUUUGUUCUCAUCUGAAUCUCGAGAAAGAUGAUUCUGAGUUCCGCACGAGAUUAUACUGUGCCUACAGUAGACCUGAAGAUAUAUGGUCAGCGUUACAAGAACCUUGUCAGGAAAACACCGGCACCGACGAGAGCAACACAUCUCGGCAUGUUCAUUCGGGACUUUUGCAGUGUCGAUAUUGUCUAACAGUAUGUAAAGUUGAAUUGAAGCACCAUAACCGACACGCGAUCUCUCACUGCAACACAGCACUGACAAUCGUUGUUUACAAGCAAUUUGAGUCGGAGGAAGAUUGGAGAACGCAUCUGCCGCUUUAUGAUUCAGAUGACGAGGAAAGCGAACCGAUUGAGUUCUCUAAAGAGAAAAUCAGCUCUGUCUUUGAAGUGGAUGAUACUGGUUUUGGACUUAGAGUUACUUCUUGGAUUGAGUUUUAUCUUACAUGGCAAAAAGUGUUUCUGGAUGAACUGGAAUUGGUUUGUCUUGCAGUUAUAUUGUCACUAUUGUACUGGCAUGGUACAUAA